CAGGGACACAAAUCCAAACCAUAUCAGUAUAUAAAUAGUUUUGGUUUGGUCCUUGCUGGGACCAAACUGGGCUGAGGUGUGGACUGAUGAGCAGGGCAGAAAUCAGCUUGUGACAAGGUAGACAGCAAGGAGCCUGGUGGGUGAGGCCACCUGAAACACAGCACAUGCCUGCAGAACAAACCCCUCAAUGAUCCUAGGGCAGAAGCCACCUGUCUGGGAGCUUCUUUUCUACUUCUUGCCUAGGUGGGAAGUGAUCUGACAUUCUGAGCCUUUGGAGGUUGCAGAAAUGACUAGAGUGAUGAGGAUGAUAUAUAACAUGCUCUACCACGUAUCAAACACCUACUAUGUCUAAGAAGUGCUCUAAUGUAAUGGAUCACCACAACAACUUUGUAGGGCUUAUCAAUUCAGGACGUUAUGAACAUGAACAUCAUUACUAUCAAUAAUUAUUCUGGGAAGAAGGUAUAAACUGACCCGGGCAAACUAGGAUGCGUAAUUAUCCCACUUAGGAGGUGCUUACACUAUUCCCAUUUUAUAGAUGAGGAAACUAAGAAAAUAAAUAGCCAUUGUGGAUGCUUUUCUGUUUCAUGCCAUGAUGUUGGAAUGUCAUGUUUAGACACAUCUCUUCAUUGUUUCUUCCAAGAAAUCAGAUUAGCUGGUAGCAACUAUAUUAAACCAAAUUUCAGUAUGAAAAUGUCUCCAUUUUGCCUUCCUCCUCCUGCUCAGAAUGAUAUGUGGGGGAAGUCAUGGGCAUAACGUUCUGUAAUAGAAGUAGAAUUUCUUAAACUUGCUUCUAACUAACAUUCUUAAAAUGAGUCCAAGGAAAUAAGAAAUGAUCUACGAAUUUCAAAUAGAUUUCCCCAAACAUUCACUCUCAUUCAAAUUUGUGGAGCUCUCUCUGCUCAUUUGACAAUAAAAAGUCAUGAUGUUCUUUCUGCAGGAGAGGCCAGGAACAGAAUGCCCAGUAACAAGAAGUGCUCAUUAGAACAUCUGAAGCCCACGUGUUCUUUGGCUUGAUUAUAACCAGAAAGCCAGAUAGUUCUUUAGGAAUGUAAUUCACAGCUGUAUCAAGUACACCUCCUGCACCGAUCACUCAGGAGGAAUCUAAAAAAAGAAAAGGACGUACGCGUUUCUUGUAAACACGAGGCACCCCAAGAUAAGAAGACAGAUAGAGCAAGGGAUGGACAUGGUCAUCUCCUCAGUGAUUGGAGAAAGUUACCGGCUUCAGUUUGAUUUUCAAGAGGCAGUGAAGAAUUUCUUCCCCCCAGGAAAUGAAGUGGUUAAUGGAGAAAAUUUAAGCUUUGCAUAUGAAUUCAAAGCUGAUGCAUUAUUUGAUUUCUUCUAUUGGUUUGGGCUCAGUAAUUCCGUUGUAAAAGUAAAUGGAAAAGUUCUGAAUUUGUCAAGUACAAGUCCAGAAAAGAAGGAGACGAUUAAGUUAUUUCUGGAAAAAAUGAGUGAGCCUUUAAUCCGAAGGAGCAGUUUCUCUGACCGAAAGUUCAGUGUAACUUCCAGAGGUUCAAUAGAUGAUGUUUUUAACUGCAAUCUGUCACCCAGAUCAUCUCUGACAGAGCCUCUUUUGGCAGAAUUACCAUUUCCAAGUGUUCUGGAAUCUGAAGAGACACCCAACCAAUUUAUCUGAUUGAACUGAACAUUGUAGCAGUUGCUCCCGCACUCCAGGCCUGUGCUAGACUAUAGGCUGGGGGGAGGGUAGGAGGUGGGAGGCAGAUACUUCCACCUGCGUGUCAAUCUCCGGCUCCUCCAUGGCUUCUAUGGAGGACUCCUCUCUUCUGCUUCUGUGGAUGUGAUGCCCUGGCAGGCCCAGGGCAGCUGAUUCCCCUAAAACUUAUGAUUACCAGGAUGGAAAGGCCUUGGUCCCAUGGCACUGGGUGGGGCUGGGGGAUAUUCUCUACUUUGAACACUUCUCCAAAGAGGCAGAAGGGCCACAGAGUUCUGCCACCCUGAACAUUUUUCUCAGUUCCCUGGGAGUUUUUGUGGCAGCCUUUGUGGGAGUGGUCUGACUGGCUGUUGACCUAGCAUGCUUCAUAAAUCAGGGUUUGGCCCUCUGCUUGGAGCAUCCAACCCCUUGAACUCAAACCUGUCGAGCAAGGGGUUAAGAGUUCUGUUCUCUUGCCAACCUGGCUGGGCAAAAGCCUGUGCCAUCUUUCACUGGGAGGCAAAUAUGUUUUUCAUCCUGCCAUAUGACACCUAUGAGAAACGUUCACAGUGAGGAGUAGCCAGGUUGCUAGGACAGUAACCCUGCCACACACUGCCUGAAAUCGGAACUCCCUUGGCCUCCCUCUUAACUAAGUGACCCAUGUAGAAGGAAGCCAGGAGAUAUGGUACCGAACAAUGACAGGGGAAGGGUAUUGGACACGGCAGCGUCCUCCUUAUUGAAAACACAUUAUGUCAGUUGGGAAUUUUAAAUAAGCUUUUAGCAAACCUAACACUAAAAGCAAAAUAGAAGAAAGCUAUACCAUUACCAUAAUACAUUUUUCAUCUCAUGGCUACAAUGGAAUUCUUGAAAAGGAAAAAAAAAUCCUAUCUACAUAUAAAAACCUGCAUGAAUGAAUCACUACAUAUGCUUAUAAUGAGGAAGAGUUAUGGGUCCUGAGUGUAAUUUUUUAUCCUUUCUUAAAAAGUUUCUGUAUUAUGCAUUUUGAUAACACUACUGAUGAUCCUUCCACUUAUAUUUGAAAUGUUAUGUACCACAUUUGCACAAUUAAAACUUUUCUUAGCAUUCAACCUAGAAUUGAUUAAAUUUAUGACUGAGGCUUCA
Messenger RNA from Homo sapiens (human), 2773 nucleotides. RefSeq names its product mesenteric estrogen dependent adipogenesis (gene MEDAG). Lineage: Eukaryota; Metazoa; Chordata; Mammalia; Primates; Hominidae. Gene Ontology annotation, biological process: positive regulation of fat cell differentiation. Gene Ontology annotation, cellular component: cytoplasm. The record is from RefSeq and is a predicted model, not a curated record. The transcript is spliced from 4 exons. Bases 1178 to 1636 code for a protein of 152 amino acids.